Molecule: messenger RNA, 828 nt
Organism: Emys orbicularis (European pond turtle)
Lineage: Eukaryota; Metazoa; Chordata; Testudines; Emydidae
Gene: TMA16
Product: translation machinery associated 16 homolog
Exons: 7
Coding region: 93-662 (189 amino acids)
Cellular component (GO): nucleus
Source: RefSeq, a predicted model, not a curated record
CCGGUUCCGAUUUUUGCAGCGGUGCCCCCCGCACCGCACGUGUCGCCGUUGCCUGCCUGUGUCGCUCGCUCGGCGGACGCGUGGGACUCGCCAUGCCAAAAGUACCAAAGGGCAGAGGAGGAGGGCAAGAGAAAAAAGUCAUCCAUCCUUACAGCAGAAAGGCUGCUCAGCUUAUGAGAGAAGCACACAAACAGGAAAAAAAGGAAAAGUUGAAGAAUGAAAAAGCCUUGCGUCUGAGUAUUGUAGGAGAAAAAUUGCAAUGGUUUCAAAGUCACCUUGAUCCCAGCAAAGCAGACUACACAAAGAAAGAAGCCUGUGAACUAAUUGAAAAAUAUUUACAUCGAUUCAGUGAUGAACUUGAACAGAUUGAGUUACAUAACAGCAUUAAAGGCAGACAGGGAAGGCAGCACAGUUCCCGGGAGAUAAUCAUCAAACAGACCAUAGAGCAUGAAAGACAACUCUAUGAAGGAUAUGGGAUAGACAUUCCUGACAUUGUGAAUGGCAAACAUCUUAAUAUUUUCAGAGAAUGGGAUGGCGAUUUGAAGAAACUGCCAAACAUUAAAAUGAGAAAAGUCUCUACUAAAGAUGCUGUUUGCAGUAGGACAGAGGUGGCAAAUGGGGAAGCUGAAGAGGAAUUAGAUGCAGCAAAAGACACAGACUAAUGAGCACCAGCCGAUACAAAAGGUGAAACAGCUGAAAGGGACUGCCAGGAACCUAUUUGAACUAUCACUGGAAGCAAGAAUAAAGCUGGUAUUUUCAAUUAUAUUUGAGAAGACUUGGCUGGUUGAAUAUUUGAUUAGUUGGUUGUGCUUCACCCUGGCCUUAAGU